CAAAUUGCUACGUACAUUACAUAUAAGGGCAAUAACGUUAUUUUCCACUUGCAAAAAAACUUAAAUACCUUCUUCUUCUUCCCAUCUCACUCUCUCCUUAUUUACUCCUCACUCCUCUUCACUCCACUCCGGCCACUUACAUCUAUUUCCAAGCUCUCCCAUCUUGAUUUCCGUUGUCACCUCGUCUCGUGUUUCAUUUCAUCAAUGGGCCGGUCUCCGUGUUGUGACAAGAUCGGGCUGAAGAAAGGGCCGUGGACGCCCGAGGAAGAUCAGAAGCUCUUGGCGUAUAUCGAAAAACACGGCCACGGGAGCUGGAGGGCCUUGCCUGUCAAAGCUGGGCUUCAGAGAUGUGGUAAGAGCUGCAGAUUGAGGUGGACUAACUAUUUGAGGCCAGAUAUUAAAAGGGGAAAAUUCAGUUUACAGGAGGAGCAAACAAUCAUUCAACUCCAUGCUCUUUUGGGAAAUAGGUGGUCGGCCAUCGCGACCCAUCUGCCUAAACGGACAGAUAACGAGAUUAAGAAUUAUUGGAACACACAUCUGAAGAAACGUUUGGCGAAAAUGGGGAUCGACCCGAUCACCCAUAAGCCCAAAAACGACGCCCUUUUGUCCAAUGACGGCCAAUCCAAAAGUGCUGCCAAUCUGAGCCACAUGGCUCAGUGGGAGAGUGCCCGCCUCGAAGCUGAAGCCAGACUGGUCCGCCAGUCCAAGCUCCUGGGAGGUGGUGGCGGAGCUUCGGCCUCCGCCUCCUCAGGACCUUUUCAGGCGCAGAGCUCGGAGUUCGCCUCCACUUCGGCUCAGUUUCAAAAGCCAGGAGGCGCGGCGCGGCCGUGCCUCGACGUGCUCAAGGCAUGGACAGGCGGAGCAGCGGCGGCGGGUGUCGGCGGGGAGCUGGAGUCGCCGACGUCGACGCUGAGCUCGGCGGCGGGGGUGGGGGAGAGCUCCACCGCCGUGGUGGAGUCCGACAGCAGGCUCAUGAAGGAGGAAGGGGUGGAGGAGUGGAAGCAUCUGGCGGCGCUGCCGGAGGCGGCGGAGUGGGCGGCGGCAGGUGCCGAGCACGUGCCGAGCGGGAAUUUCGUGGAGAAGUUCACCGAUCUUCUUCUCAGCACGUCGUCGGGAGAUCGGCGAUUCUCCGACGACGGUGCAGAAUCCGAUAACGGCAGCGGCGGCGACGGCAGAAGCAGGGGCGGUGAUUAUUAUGAAGAUAACAAGAAUUAUUGGAAUAGCAUUCUUAAUUUGGUGAAUACUUCGCCAUCUGAUUCGCCGAUAUUUUGAGGGAUUAAUCAAUCUUCCAUUUUGUGUUUCAUCAAAUUCAAAUGUAGUCAUGUAGAGAUCAGUUUUUUUUUCUGGGUUCGACUAUUGUUAGAUUAAACUCUUUCAUAUUGUCACGUGCCAUGUUCAUACCUCCAUUUUCCUUAGAUUCUAAUAAAACUAAGCUUUAUUCAA
Molecule: messenger RNA, 1443 nt
Organism: Salvia splendens (bonfire salvia)
Lineage: Eukaryota; Viridiplantae; Streptophyta; Magnoliopsida; Lamiales; Lamiaceae
Product: transcription factor MYB16
Exons: 4
Coding region: 205-1272 (355 amino acids)
Source: RefSeq, a predicted model, not a curated record